CUGUUAAACGUUUAAUGAAAGAAGCAGCAGAAUUGAAAGAUCCAACAGAUCAUUACCAUGCGCAGCCUUUAGAGGAUAAUCUUUUUGAAUGGCACUUCACAGUAAGAGGGCCCCCAGAUUCUGAUUUUGAUGGAGGAGUUUAUCAUGGACGAAUAGUACUGCCACCAGAGUAUCCCAUGAAACCACCAAGCAUUAUUCUCCUAACAGCUAACGGACGAUUUGAAGUGGGCAAGAAAAUCUGUUUGAGCAUCUCAGGACAUCAUCCUGAAACUUGGCAGCCUUCAUGGAGUAUAAGGACAGCAUUACUAGCCAUCAUUGGGUUUAUGCCGACAAAAGGAGAGGGAGCCAUAGGUUCUCUGGAUUACACACCUGAAGAAAGAAGAGCACUUGCCAAAAAAUCACAAGAUUUCUGUUGUGAAGGCUGUGGCUCUGCCAUGAGGGACGUCCUGUUGCCUUUAAAAUCUGGAAGCGACUCAAGCCAGGCUGACCAAGAAGCCAAGGAACUUGCAAGACAAAUUAGUUUCAAGGCAGAAGUCAAUUCAUCCGGAAAGACUAUUGCUGAGUCAGAGAUAAACCACUCUUUUUCACUGAAUGAUUUACAAGAUAACAUACCUGCGACAUUCCCAGGUGCUACGGCCAGCACUUCGUAUGGAGUCGAGAAUCCCUCAGCAGCAUCCUCUCAACAACCUACCCAACCUGUAGCUAAGAAUACUUCCAUGAGCCCUCGACAGCGCCGAGCCCAGCAGCAGAGUCAAAGAAGGUCGUCCAUGUCACCAGAUGUGAUACAGGGCCAACAGCCGAGAGACAACCAUACAGAUCACGGCGGAUCAGCUGUACUGAUUGUCAUCCUGACUUUGGCAUUGGCAGCUCUUAUAUUCCGACGAAUAUACAUGGCCAAUGAAUACAUAUUUGACUUUGAGUUAUAAUAAUUGUUUUGUGAAUUAAGAGCUGUGACUCAGUUGCUUCAUUAAACAUUCUGUAUUGGGUAUAAUCUAAGAAUUGUUUACAAAGAAAUUAUUUUGUAUCUACCCUUCAUUCCUUUUUUGAUCUUUAUAAAUUCAAUAUAAAUUUAGCUAGACAUUCAGACUAUGCCAAGCAGUGUGUGUGUCCUGCUUAGUUUAAGAGACUGGAAUUCAGAGUUCCUUAUCUCACUAUUUGAUCUGCUUCACAGGGAAAUAACUUACUGUUAUUUCUCCUGCCUCAGUUUCUUUUUCUUUAAAUUUGCCAUACCUUUCCCUACAGUUCUUUGAAAUCUUCAGAUAAAAGAUGGUAUUUGAAGUUCCUGUGAGUAUUAUUAGUUACUCAAUACCAUUUAUUGAGUACUCCUAGUUAGAGAGAAUGAUAUAGGUACAGAAGAAUUAAAAAGGGAAAAGGCAAAACUCAAAUAGCUUCUUGAAAGCAUCAUUCAUAGGAGAUACAUUGGGACUGCCCGUUCUGUGACUCUGCUCUAAAUAACAAGUGAGAAUGACUUUGUUUUGGUCAAACAUUUCUGAGGAAAUGCGAUCACAUUUUUGUUAUUGGACAUUACUUGAAGAAGAAGUACUUUGUAACCACUUCGAUAUGCUGUUAUCACUCCCCUCUCUCCAGUAUGCACACAGAUUAAAGAAAAGGAGACAGUCCUUCAUAGAUCCUUGUCUUAAGGAAUAAAGAGGCCAAGCCAGAAAAUCGCUUGAUUUUCUUCUAGAAGUUAGGAGGGAGGAUCUUAGGAUUUGAAUGUUUGCUGUGCUUUGAAGUGUGUAUCUUCUGAGAUGUAUUAUAUGCCUCGCUUUGUAAUCACAAUAAAUUUUAAUUAUUCCAGGAAUAUACACAAUGUA
Messenger RNA from Chinchilla lanigera (long-tailed chinchilla), 1814 nucleotides. RefSeq names its product ubiquitin-conjugating enzyme E2, J1 (gene Ube2j1). The record is from RefSeq and is a predicted model, not a curated record. NCBI's taxonomy places the organism in Eukaryota, Metazoa, Chordata, Mammalia, Rodentia, Chinchillidae.